This is a messenger RNA of Adineta ricciae, 1601 nucleotides long. Lineage: Eukaryota; Metazoa; Rotifera; Eurotatoria; Adinetida; Adinetidae. The record is from the annotation of a GenBank genome assembly.
AUGCAUGAGCAGGCAAAAGAGUUAUCACCGUCAUCUACGUUGCAUGCGACGAACUGUUCACAAUGCAUUGUUUCAUUUUCUCAACGACGUAUAUGGUUGGAUCUUCAGCUUAUCAAGGACUCGUUGACACAGCCAACUUUCACUAAUAUUAUUAUACCUGUAAUCGUGAAGAGCAGCACUGUGUCAAUUGAACGCGUUCGUUCAGCUGUUCUUAGUGUUCUCCUGCAGCAUAAAAUUCUCCGAACAAGUGUUCUUCUCCAUCCAAAAAUCAAUCAACUUGAGAAAAAAGUACAACCCGUUGCUAAUAAUGAUUGUUAUUCGUUUCAGUUGACAUGUGGUAUCGAUGUAGGACAAGACAUUCAUAAUCUAUUAUCGGCCGAAACAAGACUUCAUUUUGCUGAUAUUGAAAACGGUCUACUUCUGCGGUGCCACGUGAUAAAAAUCAGCAUUACGGACGUCGGACAUUUGUAUCCAGGUGACUUAAUUGUUUUUUCAGUACAUCCCAUUGCAUUCGACGUAAAUUCUAUCAAGCUCUUUUAUGAUUCGUUCGUUGAAGCAUACCACUAUGGCAGAGGUAACGCUACGCCUCUUCAAUAUAUCGAUUGCACUCUGUACGAAAACGCGGCAGAAACUCAAACAAGGAACUUUUGGUCGAUGUUAAUGCAUAACUACAACUGGAAUAAAGAUAAUCCAUUACUUUCUAUCUCUAAAAGUGACAGCAACAUACGAUCUGGUUCGCAUCAUUCUGUAAUCUUAACUCUUGAGAACAGCCUAGUUGACACACAAGAGAAAUUUGUUCUAUUCCACGAUAUCUCAAUAUUUCAACUAAAUUUAGCUUGUUACUUUGCUUUUCUCUAUUCACUUACGAAUGGAACUAUAACUGAUCUAUCCGUAAUCAGUUCGGUCAAUACUCGUUCGUUACCUGAAAUGACUUCAAUAAUUGGUCCAUUUAUUAAUCUUCUGCCUUAUCGCAUUCAGAUCAUUCAAAAUGAAUCAUUUUCUGACUUCAUACUACGAGUGAAACGCCUUUGUUCAGAUAUACGUGAGCAUGCGUUAUAUUUUUACCAAACAAAUUCGGAUCCCAACAAUGUUCCAGUGAUGCAAAAAAGCGCGAUUUAUUUUGAGUAUGUUCCCAAGUUGUCAUCUUCUACCCAUGAAACACCAUCGCAGGACGGAAAGUGGGAUGCUACAUUCGAUCUUUAUGAAGAGAAAACAUGGACGCUUAAUUGCAACACGACACCAUAUGAUUUUUCCUUAACUGUGUUUCAUGAUAACAAAGCGAAAACAAUCCAGUACCUAUUUCAAUGCAGCGCACAAUUAUGUGACCGGAACGUCCUUAGUGAAACAAGUCAGCUGUUUCUAGACGUUCUCACGCAUUUACUUUCUUCAAACAACGACGCGUUCCUACAACCGUUGUCCUUUCUACCAACAGAUGAGAUUACCGCCACGACUUUUCAUCGCCUACCUAAUGUACUCAACUCUGGACCAGCUUCGUAUGCACAAGCUCGCAUUUGGCUAGAUGAACAGGUUCGUUUCGAUCCAGACAAACCUCAAGUUGCCAUCUACAAUAUGCCGUUUCUCUAUCACAUCUUACCAUCAGC